This is a messenger RNA of Dermacentor albipictus, 672 nucleotides long. The record is from RefSeq and is a predicted model, not a curated record. NCBI's taxonomy places the organism in Eukaryota, Metazoa, Arthropoda, Arachnida, Ixodida, Ixodidae.
AUGAACACCACUCGCGGAGUUGUCUCCGAUGAUGAUUUGCUGGAUCUCACUGAGGCUGAACUCUUGGAGGGCAUCGGUGAACAGAAUGUUAUGAAUGUCAAAAUAAUUAAGAUGUGGCAAGAUGGCAAAAAAAUCCAAACCAAGCACUUGAUAAUCACCUUCGGUUCGAGUGCCCUGCCCGAGUCAAUAGAGGCAGGGUACAUCAAGCUCCGUGUUAGGCCAUGCGUGCCCAAUCCCCUCAGAUAUUUCAAAUGCCAACGUUUCGGCCACAGUUCGCAGAGCUGCCGAGGCCGUCAUACCUGUGCUAAAUGCAGUGCCCAUGAACAUACCUCUGAAGCUUGCGAGAACACUCUCCACUGUGUAAACUGUGAAGGGAAGCACGUCGCACACUCGUGUUCGUGCCCAUCUUGGAGAAAAGAAAAAGAAAUUGUGACGAUAAAAGUAAAGGAAAACAUAAUUUUCAAGGAGGCACGCAGGCGGGUGUCCUACCUGCCCAAGAACACAUUUGCCGAUGUGAUGCGUCAGGGGUCGGCGACACAAUGGCUUCCGGAGGCUGUCCGACCCACACUCAGUGUGCCGGCAGUGACGCCAUCCGGCCCCCUGGUGGCUACAGCUUGUGCUGUUCCACCACCCCAGAAGAAGACACCAUCGAUCUCCGGGCGGGUGGCCUGA